Aspergillus ibericus CBS 121593 is the source of this 1018-nucleotide messenger RNA. RefSeq lists its product as uncharacterized. NCBI's taxonomy places the organism in Eukaryota, Fungi, Ascomycota, Eurotiomycetes, Eurotiales, Aspergillaceae. Gene Ontology annotation, biological process: mitochondrial respiratory chain complex I assembly. The record is from RefSeq and is a predicted model, not a curated record. Gene Ontology annotation, cellular component: mitochondrial inner membrane. The transcript has 2 exons. The coding region runs from base 130 to 837 and encodes 235 amino acids.
CAUUGCUGCCAACCUCUACCAGCAAUUCUCAGAACCUCGCUAUUGUCUGUCUGAGUAAUCAGCAAUCUCAAUAAUUACAUCUACAGAAAGGAGCUCUUCUUCCAAUCUACGCAGAACAUCAACCUAACGAUGCACCCCCCGUCUCCCCAACUUCUCCGCGCCUUGCGCACCUCCAUCUCAGCCAACCCCAGCGCCACCAUUACCUGUACGCGACUGGCAUCUCGCUCUAUCUCCCCCUUCCCUCGAGUCGCCCCUCUUCUCGCGCUCCAGCGCAACAACAGCAACCAUGCACGCCCGACCCGGAUGAUCCCUCGCGCUCACACCGCAAAGCCCUCGAACCGCGACCGCGGCCCGCCGUCCAAGGAAGACACUCAGACGGACUUUGCUGCGCUCAACGUGCUCGGGAACAUCCCUACCCCGACGACCGCGAUCGACGCCACUCUUGACACGGGGUUCCAUCUGAACAACGGCGUCAAGAUCACCGGCGGUGAUGGGGUGUUGCUUGUUGGUGGCGAGGCUUUUGCCUGGCGGCCGUGGCACGGUGUCGAAGGGGGUAAAGACAGUAUGGUGAAUAAGAAGGGCCAGUUUGAGGUGGGCGAGCAGGCGUGGGGUGUUUUGGAUUUGGUCUGGCCUCGUCCGGACAUGCUCAUCAUCGGGAUGGGAGAAACGGUGUUUCCUCUGUCUCCGGAGACGAAGAGGUAUAUCAAUUCCUUGGGCGUGCGGGUGGAAAUGCUGGAUACCAGAAAUGCCGCUGCGCAGUUCAAUCUGCUUGCUACCGAGAGAGGCGUGUCGGAGAUUGCUGCGGCCAUGAUCCCGAUCGGGUGGAAGGGAAGGUAAAUCGAUCGAUGAGGCGAUGUGGUACCUGAAGCAUAAGGGGUAUGCGGUGGCUGGGACUAGUUCGACUGUUGUGGCGCUUGAGGGAGCUGUGGCCACGUCGGACGACCUACGAAUAAUCUCCUCUUUGGAUGGGCAAUCCUUCAUGUAUAUGAUGUACUAUAUAAUAGAUGGAAUAGGUUAC